AAGUUGGAUUACCACAAGGCAGUUUAAAUCCCGACUCGCAGCGCAAGAAGGUCAUUUGGAAACAAAGGGAAACCAUUAAAAUAAAUAGUAUACAAGAUGACGAACAUGAGACCACCCAGUAAAAAUGUACUGUUAAAAGUUGUUAUAUUAGGGGAUGGCGGUGUAGGAAAAAGCUGUCUUAUGAAUCGUUUCGUCUCUAACUUUUUCGAUGCUAACAGCUUUCAUACUAUCGGAGUUGAAUUUUUAAACAAAGACAUCCAAGUGGACAAUGAACGUUACACUCUUCAGAUAUGGGAUACCGCAGGCCAAGAGCGCUUUAAAGCACUGCGCACGCCCUUCUACCGCGGAUCGGACAUUUGCUUAUUAGCGUAUGCUGUUGAUGACAAGUCAAGUUUUCGAGCGUUGAUUCAGUGGAGAGAAGAGUUCCUCAAGUACUACGAUGUCAGAGCAGAGCGAUUUCCGUUUAUAGUGGUUGGAACGAAGAAUGAUAUUCCUGCCGCACAGCGCCAGGUUAGUGCCGAGGAAGUAUCGGAAUGGUGUCAGGAGCACCAUGUGGCAGCAUUUAUUGAAACAUCAGCAAAGACUUCCGAAAAUGUAUCGGAAGCUUUUGCUCUGGCAGUGAAGCAAUGGCGAAAAUUGGAAAAAUGUACAGAACGAGAAUUACGAGCCCAAGGACAUGAUACUAUUGAUUUGACCAAAGGCGUUAAUCUCAGGGCAAAUACCAACCGGUUUUGCUGUAUCGGUGGUAAUACUAGUACACCGACUGCUUAUGAUGACGAUGACUAUCCGCAUUGAUUUAUAUGAAAUAUGUUGGUGAAGGAAUUACAUUUUAAAGUGAAGAAAAACCGUGCGAAAUCGAGAGCAGCGUAGCGUAGAAACGAUGAUAUGUGAUAGGUUGUAAAUACCCUACAAUAGCGGGUAGAUGCGAAGCAAUGGUAAGAUUUAUACUCCAAUAUUUUUGUAUCAAGGCAAUUUUACACCUUUCCAAAAAACUCAAGAAAGAUUCUCAAUCCAAAUCAUAAUAUAAUUCUCAAUCGAAUCAAUUUGUUUCGAAUAAGCAAAUCCUGAUAAAUGAAUGAUACAGACAUAUUUUUAAACCGCGUUUUCAAUACUUAUCAGUUAAAACCAAUACGUUUAAAUCUCAAGCACAGAUACGGAUUCGCCAUAUUGUACAAAUAGCAAAUAGAAACCCCAAUACAAGACAAGCGGUACGUAAUUUUUAAUUUGAACCACGUUCAUAAUGGACACUACCACUAAUAGUACAACAUUUUUAUUCAUUCCGGUUUAUAUUAGAUUGCAUUAGAUGUUUUCGCGUGCAAGCCAUUGCAAUAUUUAUAUUUAGUAAAACUUUUUGCACUAUCAGUAUUCGAAAUUAUAAAAAUUAAGUAAUUGAUUAUAAACUUCGUCCUUUCGUUUGCAGAGAUUUAUUUUAUUUUAUUUCGUGGUUGUAUAAUUUUGAAUUAUGAUACAUUCUUUUGUUAUUCAUUAUCCAAAGAUAUUAAUGAAUAACUUAUGUUGUUUUUACGACCAUAAACGUUGCCUUGUGUCACAUUUCAUUAUCUGUCUGCAUUGCUAGAAUGAUAUAGGUAGCUACUGAAAGUAAUAUAAAUGUAGCUAACAAAUAAUCAGUUUACGAACCAAAAAUGCUUCUAAUAAUUACCAAAGGAGAAGAAGGCUUUCGUAACUAUAUUUGAACAGCGGAUGCUUCAGCACGGUACUAUUACUUGAUAGGUUUUCGCACUACAAUAUUUGUAACUAAAAUAAUUUUACGCAUCCUCAGCGGAUACGUAAAACCUGUAUUAUAGACACAUGCUGUACUA
Sabethes cyaneus is the source of this 1820-nucleotide messenger RNA. It is a transcript of the gene Rab9, whose product is annotated as ras-related protein Rab-9B. Gene Ontology annotation, cellular component: late endosome; phagocytic vesicle; lysosome. Gene Ontology annotation, molecular function: GTP binding; GTPase activity. NCBI's taxonomy places the organism in Eukaryota, Metazoa, Arthropoda, Insecta, Diptera, Culicidae. The transcript has 3 exons. The record is from RefSeq and is a predicted model, not a curated record. Bases 97 to 795 code for a protein of 232 amino acids. Gene Ontology annotation, biological process: retrograde transport, endosome to Golgi.